GCCCCGCCUGGGAGGUCGAGACGGGCCGGUGUUGUGGGCCAGGCGCCGGCUCGGGAGCCUUGGAGUUCUCGGGGGAGGGAAGUCGUCAAACGAAGGCCGAGGGAAAUGAGGCGGAGGCCGCUGAGAAGCGGGGAGCCCCGCCCCUCCGCCAUAGCAGCUUCCCGGUGCCGCCUCUUCCUUUACAGCCUCCCGCCUUGCCCUGCCUUCCGGCCUGAGGCCGGGGCCCCGCCGGUCCCCUCGGGAGUAGCCCCUGAGCCAUGGCCCCUUUUGGGAGAAGAGGUGCCCACUGUCCAUUUGGGACGAUGUCCGAAAGAAGAGGGUUAGAAUGGGUUUCGGACCCGGCUGGGCUAGCGGAAUGCGGCCCCUGGCUCGCGAAAGCCAGCGAGGCCUCUGGCCCCGAGGACCCUGAGUCACGGAAACUUACUGAGUCCACAGAGGAUGCUCCAAGGUAGCAUCCAAGGGUCCGGGGUUCCGCUUUAGGCGCCCCCAGAGUCUCAGAUAGGGUCCUCCCUGCCCUAAGCAUACCCAGUAAGAGCACGCGCUGUCUUUGGACAAGUAUUGGGCUAGGACUUGGGAGACCUGGGUUGUUGCCCUGGUUCUGAAAGAGCUCAUCCUCUUUAUACCGCUAAGAGUAGGUUACAUGUCUCCUGUGGUCGCUGGGGCUAGAGCUUGACUCUGGAGAAAGGAGAGGAAGAAUGGAAGCCUGAUGAAGAGGCAGAGAAGCCUGUGGGAGCUCAGUCCUGGCAGCAACACCCCUGAAUUCCCGGUGGUGAGAGGAUGUGGCCCCUGGAUUCGGCCAGGAAAGAGGUGCUGAGGUUUGCGGUCCGCUGCCGUGUCCUGACUCUGGUGCUGCAGGCUUUCUUCAAUGCCGUCAUCCCAGAUCACCAUGCAGAAGCCUUCUCUCCUCCUCGCCUCGCCCCCUCGGGCUCUGUGGACCAACUCGUGGAAGGGCUUUUGGGUGGCCUGUCGCACUGGGAUGCUGAACACUUCCUGUUCAUUGCCGAGCACGGCUAUCUGUAUGAGCACAACUUUGCCUUCUUCCCUGGCUUUCCCUUGGCUCUCCUGGUGGGAGCUGAACUCCUGAGACCCCUGCGGGCAGUACUGAACCUACGGAGUUGCCUGUUAAUCUCAGCAGCAUUGCUCAAUUCCUUGUUCUCUGUGCUGGCUGCAGUCGCACUUCACGACCUGGGCUGUCUGGUUUUGCGCUGUCCCCACCAGGCCUUUAACGGAGCCUUGCUCUUCUGCCUCAGCCCGGCCAAUGUGUUCCUGGCAGCUGGUUACUCGGAAGCUUUGUUUGCCCUCCUGACAUUCAGCGCCAUGGGGCAGCUGGAAAGGGGCCGAAGCUGGACUAGUGGUCUCCUCUUUGCCCUUGCCACAGGUGUACGCUCCAAUGGGCUGGUCAACAUUGGCUUCCUCGUGUAUUCUCAGUUCCGAGGCUUUCUGUUCUCUCUCCUGGUGCUGAAUCCUCUGAGACAGCUCUUAAAGUUGCUGGGCUCUGUGUUCCUCUCUGUGCUCAUGCUUGGCCUUCCCUUUGCCCUCUUUCAGUAUUAUGCCUAUACCCAGUUCUGUCUGUCAGGCUCAGCCCACCCCAUCCCUAAGCCCUUGCUGCAGCUAGCUGUGGACAAGGGCUACCGGAUCGUGGAGGGAAAUGAGCCACCUUGGUGCUCCUGGGCACUUCCCCUAAUAUAUAGCUAUAUCCAAGAUGUCUACUGGAAUGUUGGCUUUUUGAGAUACUAUGAGCUCAAGCAGAUGCCCAAUUUCCUACUGGCUGCACCAGUGGCCCUACUGGUUACCUGGGCAACGUGGACAUAUGUGACCACCCACCCUUGGCUCUGCCUUACUCUUGGGAUGCAAAGGAGCAAGAAGAGUAAGACCCUAGAAAAAUCGGAUUCUGGAUUCCUCGGCCCUCGGGGGUUUGUGUACGUGGUCCAUGCCGCAGCACUGCUGCUGUUCGGGAGUCUGUGCAUGCAUGUUCAGGUUCUCACCAGGUUUCUAGGUUCCUCCACUCCUAUUGUGUACUGGUUUUCGGCUUACUUGCUUCAGGAUCAAGAGCCACUGCUGAGAUCCCUAGAGACCGGGCCUUGGAAGCCACUUGCAGGGGACUCCCCACCAGGACAAAAGGUCCCCAGGAAUUCUAUCAUGGGACUUUUGUACAACUGGAAAACCUGUUCUCUCAUCACACGUUGCAUUCUGGGCUACUUCCUGUCUUACUGGCUCCUGGGACUACUCCUACAUUGCAACUUCCUGCCUUGGACAUGACCUGGAGUCUCAGGGGUCUGGAAAUACACAUAUUGGGACUGUCUCCACUGCCCUGGGACCCUCGCUCCAUCCAUUAGAACGCCUCUGUCUCUCGUUCUCUGAAGACUGGUCAGGACUGGGAGAAGCGUGAGCCACUGGAGAGCCCCUGCCGGUCCUGGCUGUGGCAAAUUUUAGACUUGUAGCUAUUUUCUCUGUAAGUGAAGAAAUCAUACUCCAGGUCUAAAGUUACACUUGGAUCUGUUCCCUCCACCAAGCAUAGCAAAGAUAGUUGCAAACUUACCACUGACACACAUGUAAAUUUAAAUGUAAAUUAUUUACAUGUCAGUUUCAGCAAAGGCUCUAGCUGAUAGGCUGGUAAUAGUCCACACAUGAUGGCGGAGGCCUGAACAGUAUAGUGGCGGGAAGAAGUAAAGUGGGACCACCUCUUUCAAAUGGGACAUUGUUUCUGAUUAAUUUUUUCACGAUUCGUUCAUUUAUUUAUAUGAAAAAACUUGCAAAGAUAGGCAAAUUAAACUACUUUUGGUUAUGUAUCCAAUGAAUUACCUUUUUAAAAAUACUGCAAAUUUCUUAGGGAAAAAGUCGUGAUAAAAAGAACAUUGCACAAAGAGGCAGAAGACCUGGAUUGUAGUCCUCAGUAAAACCCCACUUACCAGCUCUGUGACCUUGGGAGGGUUUUCACACAGCCUUAGUUACCUCUUCUGAAACUGGGGGAAAUAAUACUAUCCUACUGGGAGAGGAGAGGCAAUGGGCCAUAUCAUCUAGUAGGUCCUUUUCUGCUCUAAGAUCUUCGGAGCUGCCUUAAGCCAUGGGAUCAUCCCAGUCUAAACACUUCAUGUAGCAGCUCCAACAUGUGAUUUUAGGAGAAAAUACCCACUUUUCCUGCUUUCAGGACUUAGAAGAAACUUUCCCUCCUUGGGUGCAACCCUGAGGAGUCACUCAAGUGACCUUUCCUUUGAAUGAGGGGAAGCAGUGACACCUGCAAAUAAGGCCCCCUGGGACCUGUGUAAGUAAAUCUGUGUCGGGCAAGUAAAGGGUCAAAGUGGUGACUGAU
Suricata suricatta (meerkat) is the source of this 3310-nucleotide messenger RNA. RefSeq names its product phosphatidylinositol glycan anchor biosynthesis class V (gene PIGV). Gene Ontology annotation, molecular function: alpha-1,6-mannosyltransferase activity; GPI mannosyltransferase activity. The record is from RefSeq and is a predicted model, not a curated record. Gene Ontology annotation, biological process: GPI anchor biosynthetic process. The transcript is spliced from 5 exons. NCBI's taxonomy places the organism in Eukaryota, Metazoa, Chordata, Mammalia, Carnivora, Herpestidae. The coding region runs from base 778 to 2259 and encodes 493 amino acids. Gene Ontology annotation, cellular component: endoplasmic reticulum membrane; mannosyltransferase complex.